AUGCGUCGUUGGAUAAACCUGGCCCUGGCCGCCCGUAUGAGGUAUCCAAAGAGUCCCAUGACACACACCCCUCAUGGGACAGACAUUAACCAGCCAUUAUCAAGAGCCUCUCAAAUGGCAGAAACUAUUCGCUCCAUGAGCACCGAAUCUAGAGCCACAACUUCGUCUACCAGCAACUGGAGACCGUUACAAUCUCAGUACUAUCGCCUUCCCAGAGUGCCCCGGCCCAAGAGAAACGUGCUAUACUAUUCUACAUGGUCCAAACCACAGCGCAAAUUGAGGCUUCCACACUUGAAGUUAUCGCAUCGACUGAUCCACAGUGCCAACCAGAAAAUCAGAUCCAAGACCCGCAACUUGCACAAGAGGUUCUUCUCCAAAGAGGCUCGUGCCAAGCGUAGACAGCGGAGACAUUUCAUUAGAUGGUGGACGUUGACGUCGCUUACGGUUGUCGUGGGAGGAAUGGCCGCUAAAAUGAAGUACGAGCGAGGAGAACAAGACCCUAAUGGCUUCAAUGAAUACGCCAUCAAGCCCCAGUCGUGGCAGUUAUAUGCUUAUUCGACUCUACCACUCAAAGCCAUAUCUAGAUUGUGGGGUAAGGUAAACCUGAUUAACUUACCUGUGUGGAUGAGAUCUCCGUCAUACAAGCUCUACUCCGCCAUAUUUGGUGUCAAUCUUGAUGAAAUAGAAGAGCCGGAUUUAACCACCUACAAAAAUCUAUCUGACUUCUUUUAUAGGACACUUCGUCCUGGUGUUCGUCCCAUUGCCGAUGCAGAUCUAGUGGCUCCAUCGGACGGAAAGGUAUUGAAGUUUGGCAUCAUCAAUAACGGCGAGAUAGAACAGGUCAAAGGAAUGACCUACUCCAUUGACGCUCUUCUCGGAAUGAGCAGUACCAACCUCGCAGCUCCGUCGCAUUCACCAGAUUUUAGCCGCGAUGACGACGAUGCCACGAUCUUCCAACGAGACGAAGAGUUCGCCAAGAUCAAUGGUAUUUCGUACUCGGUGGACGAUUUGGUCGGCGGCGAAAACGACGACACCUACCAUAUCAACAAGUUGGAGUAUCGUGAUGGAGGCGAUGGAACUGCAAUGGGCUCCAAGUCCUCUGUUAGUCAAGAAAUUUCUGUCGCCAAAAAGUUGGUCCCAUCGUCAGUAGAUAACUUGAAGGCAAGCAACGACAAGCAGUUGUACUUUGCAGUGAUAUACUUGGCCCCAGGUGAUUAUCACAGGUUCCACUCCCCAACUAACUGGGUUGCAACCUUGAGAAGGCACUUUAUUGGCGAACUCUUUUCGGUGGCUCCAUUCUUCCAAAGGACCCUCAGAGGGCUCUUCGUAUUGAACGAACGGGUGGCUCUUUUAGGCUACUGGAAAUACGGCUUCUUCUCGAUGAUCCCAGUAGGUGCUACAAACGUGGGAAGUAUCAUUGUCAACUUUGACAAAGAUUUAAAAACCAACGAUAUUUACGAAAACCUGAUUUACCUGUCAAGUGUGGAUGAAAAGACCCCUCUCUUGCAUUCAGAUGAAGAGAGUCAGGUUGGUACCGUCUACUCUGAGGAGUCAACUCAAGCGAGCUCAUCAGCUGCCUCAACCAACAAAACCAAGCCAAAAAAGCUCAAGAAAAAUACAGUUUAUGAAGCCACAUAUUCCCGUGCCAGUAGGCUCCUCGGCGGCUACCCUCUAGUCAAGGGACAGGAAAUAGGAGGAUUCAAAUUGGGUUCUACAGUGGUGUUAGUAUUCGAAGCACCCACCAACUUUCAAUUUAAUCUUGAAGUUGGCCAACAGGUCCGGAUGGGACAGAAGUUGGGAGAAAUACUUGAUGAAGUCGACUGA
This is a messenger RNA of Meyerozyma guilliermondii ATCC 6260, 1824 nucleotides long. RefSeq names its product phosphatidylserine decarboxylase 1 (gene PSD1). Gene Ontology annotation, cellular component: mitochondrion. The record is from RefSeq and is a predicted model, not a curated record. Bases 1 to 1824 code for a protein of 607 amino acids. The transcript has a single exon. Gene Ontology annotation, molecular function: phosphatidylserine decarboxylase activity. NCBI's taxonomy places the organism in Eukaryota, Fungi, Ascomycota, Pichiomycetes, Serinales, Debaryomycetaceae. Gene Ontology annotation, biological process: phosphatidylethanolamine biosynthetic process.